Molecule: messenger RNA, 734 nt
Organism: Gossypium raimondii (Peruvian cotton)
Lineage: Eukaryota; Viridiplantae; Streptophyta; Magnoliopsida; Malvales; Malvaceae
Product: glycine-rich protein 23
Exons: 1
Coding region: 78-527 (149 amino acids)
Source: RefSeq, a predicted model, not a curated record
UCAGGAUACACUUUAGAUGCAGAGAUAGAGAGUAAAAGAGAGUGAGAAAGGUUUUAUUCCUUUGCCUGAUUAGAGACAUGGAGAAGUGGAGUUUUAUGCUAGUUAUUGCAUUAGUUGUUGUUCACGCUAGUGCAAGAAAUGUGCCCACAACUACAACUGUGCCCACUAGCACUACUCGCAGUAGUGUACCAAGUGGUGCUACUGGUGUUGGCGACCAAAAGAACUUCCUCACUUACGGUGGCGUUGGGGGCUACUCUGGAAUUGGCUCUAAUGGCUUGCCAUUUGGUGGAGUGGGGGGUCUGGGUGGGAUUACUCCCCUCGGUGGUGCAGGUGGACUUGGAGGUGGAGUCGGGGGCAUUGGUGGAGUAGGUGGACUUGGAGGAGGUAAUGGACUCGGUGGGCUCGGGGGAUUUGGUGGCUUGGGUGGCGGCGCUGGUGCUGGUGGUGGAGUUGGAGGUGGAGUCGGAGGUGCUGUUGGCGGUGGAGCUGGUGGUGGUGUUGGCACUGGUGUCCUUCCUUUCCCUUGAAGUAUGUUAACCUUAAAAUAGUUUAAACUAUUUUAAUAAAGGUGUAGUUAAGUGUUUAUUGUGUGGGAAUCAGAAACUCAGAGAUCGUCUUACUUUAUGUUUUAAUUUGGUACAUGUUUUUCGUUCGUUUUAAUUCGAGCUCAACGUUAUGUUUUUGUAAUAGAUAUUUUACGUAAAUGAAUUUAAUCUUCUGUUCUAUUCGCUAUA